Messenger RNA from Xylaria bambusicola, 1498 nucleotides. Its product is annotated as isoprenoid synthase domain-containing protein. The record is from RefSeq and is a predicted model, not a curated record. The transcript is spliced from 7 exons. NCBI's taxonomy places the organism in Eukaryota, Fungi, Ascomycota, Sordariomycetes, Xylariales, Xylariaceae. The coding region runs from base 221 to 1270 and encodes 349 amino acids.
AGGCAAGAGAGCGGCCUUCUCCAUUGUAUGCCGGAUGAGAGAUGGAAAGUUAUAUAAACUCGAUAUGAAGUUGGUGUUCAGGAAAUUGUCUUGCUCAUCAGCUUCCUGCCUUCACGAGUAGUUCAAUCUUGGGGUUAUCACUUUCAUAUCAUCUAAGAGUCUUUCUUUCCUGCAAUUUUUUUGCUUCAAUUAUCUUGAAGCACUCACGCUACGUCUCAAGAUGCAUACACUCAACCAGAAGAACUUAUUGGCCCAAAGGCUGUCAGGUCAGAAACUUGUUGUCCCUGAUAUGCGGCCCAUCAUGUCACAUUGGCCCUGCGGACAACAUGAUGACUACAAGGUCGUUAAAGGUGCAGUUGAAAAGCGGUUAGCCAUCUUCGCAAAUGAAAAACAUCAAAAGGCUCUUUCUGAUGCUGAUCCCGCUCUUCUGGCUGCCAGAUGGUGGCCCACUACAUCAAUAAGAUCAUACAGUGUCAUGACAGACUUGGUGAUUUGGUUCGGUUUGUGGGAUGACGUGAUCGAGAGAUUGACCGACACCACUGCCGCCGAAAGUCUCCGGGUCUCAACUAAGAAGUUCAUCCGCAAUGCAUUGAGCCCUACUGAGGGUAGCAGCACUAUUGUAACAUCAAACCCCUUGAUACAGAGCUUCCAGCCCAUCGCGGAUGAAGCUCGUACAUUCUAUAACGAAGACCAGCUUAAGAUUCUUAUCGGGCAUUUCUGCCGGUAUAUUGAUGCCACAAGGCUGGAAGCCGAGGCUGAGCUAAGCAGCGAAAUCCCGGAUCUGAAAGAGUACUGGGAAGUAAGAAUUCUGACCAGCGGAAUGGGGACUUUGCUUGGUCUCUCCGAAUACUCGCUGCAAGUACAGCUUCCACCUAGCUUCGUGCAGUCGGAGGCCUAUGGCACACUAUGGGUCACCACGGUCGUGAUCAACUCAAUUAUAAACGAUCUUAUAUCUUUGAAGAAAGAGAUGAAGGCACAGAGCGUUGUUAAUUCCGUCGCUAUCCUCUUCCACCAGUACAACGACCUCGAUAUCGCUGUACAGAUGUCACUAGACCACACCAGACAACUAGUAGAUCUCUUCGACCGCACGGCUACUGAGGUCCUCUCCUCGAGCGAUAGCUUCAACGCUGAGGAGCUGGACGCGAUACGUCAGAUCAUAGACUUGAUGCGAACAGUCAACACUGGGAAUCUUGAGUGGAGUUUACAAGCUCAGCGAUAUGGGGUGGCUCAACACAUUACAGAGAGCGGAGCGAUUGAAGUUGUUUUAUAAUUGAUUGAUGAGUGUUGAACGAAACAGCUAUAAGAUGGCACUGGUAUUGAAAGCGGAAUGUCUGACGUUGAAUAUUUUUCGUACAUAUUGAGGGCUGGCGUUGCUUGGUUUGGGCUGGACCCGGAGCGGAGGGUCCUUCACUUGGACUUUGAUGAGUUCUGCUUACGCCAAUAGCAUAAUAGAUUUUAGAGUUUAUAUUAUACAUCAAUAGACAUACAUGCAAGUCAA